Doryrhamphus excisus (bluestripe pipefish) is the source of this 1305-nucleotide messenger RNA. It is a transcript of the gene cdkn2d, whose product is annotated as cyclin-dependent kinase inhibitor 2D (p19, inhibits CDK4). Gene Ontology annotation, cellular component: nucleus. Gene Ontology annotation, molecular function: protein binding. The record is from RefSeq and is a predicted model, not a curated record. NCBI's taxonomy places the organism in Eukaryota, Metazoa, Chordata, Actinopteri, Syngnathiformes, Syngnathidae.
ACGCGGGUUCCUCUUCUGUGUUUGUAAAUUGUACACUGGAGACGCAACUGUGUUGAGAGCUCAGCGCGCAAAUGUGUUUUUCCAAUGUUGAUAAACAUUUAUUUUUCGUAUUUCAUUUGAAUAUUACCGCUCCUUGAGGACAUAGAGGGCAGAGAGCUUGACGACGUAGUUGAACUUCCCCACAAAAAGCGAGCGAGAGAAGAGAGGUGAACAUUGCAGUCUAACAUGGUUUUCAGUCAGAUGGAUGCCGCUAAAGCCUUGACGGAAGCAGCGGCUAAAGGGAACCUCGGCGAGGUGCAGAGGAUCUUGGAGGAAUGCAGGCUGCAUCCCGAUACUGUCAAUGAGUUUGGCAGGACAGCACUACAGGUAAUGAUGAUGGGAAACUCCAAGGUUGCAGAUCUGCUCCUGGAAAAAGGAGCAGAUCCCAACGUCCAGGACAAGCAAGGGAUUGCGCCGGUCCAUGACGCCGCCCGCACAGGAUUUCUGGACACGCUUCAGGUUCUGGUGGCGCACGGUGCCUCCGUCAAUGUGGCGGACCAGGUCGGCGCUCUGCCCAUCCACAUCGCCAUCCGAGAGGGCCACCUGGACGUGGUGGAGUUCCUGGCGCCGCGCUCCGACCUGAAGCAUGCCAACGCAAGCGGUCAGACUGCAAUAGACGUGGCUCGAGCGUCACACGAGCCAGACAUGGUCCACCUGGUGUUUGCUCACAUUCACUCUUAGUCUCUGCUGGCUUGUUGGUGUGCUAAUCUUAACCUCAUAUGUUUGUUGUGUGUGUCGUUCAAACCUGGUGACUUGAAUUCAUUGCUGUGUAAAAGGUUUGUUUUUGUUCAUUGUAGCUCAACUUGCAUGCGUGACGCAGGACAUUUUGUCAUGGCAGCUUCUUUUUCAGUGAGUGGGUGGCUACACACAGUAGGCACCUCUUUUGCACAGUGCAAUUUAGGCACCUUAUAUACAAAUGUUUAUCUCUUUGGGAGUGCACAUUAGCCCGUUUCCCUCCCAGUGUUUUUGUCACGAUUGCAUCAUUUGCAUUGUGUAUCCGUUGAUAACUUGUGUUUUUGUUUUCAAUUUGAUGACUCUUCAAAUGGUGCAGCGUAAUUACAUUGUAUAGUUGUUUCCUAUUAACUAGAUGAACUUAGACUUUCAAUUAUUUAUUGUUGUUGAAAUAGCAGUAAUAUUCUUGUGACUUUGUAAAAUGCAUCAUUCAUUGUGAUUUGUUGAAAUGUUAUUUAUACAAAUAAUACUUUUAAUACAAAAGUGAAAUGUUUCACUUUUCUAUUUGAAUACGAAAGCACAAAAAUAAAAGUU